Ciona intestinalis (vase tunicate) is the source of this 1935-nucleotide messenger RNA. RefSeq names its product proteasome activator complex subunit 3-like. Gene Ontology annotation, biological process: positive regulation of endopeptidase activity; regulation of proteasomal protein catabolic process; regulation of G1/S transition of mitotic cell cycle. The record is from RefSeq and is a predicted model, not a curated record. Gene Ontology annotation, molecular function: endopeptidase activator activity. Lineage: Eukaryota; Metazoa; Chordata; Ascidiacea; Phlebobranchia; Cionidae. Gene Ontology annotation, cellular component: proteasome activator complex; cytoplasm; nucleoplasm.
ACGUUAGGGUUUUUGCAAAUAAUGUGUAAAAUUUACGUAAAAGCGUGCAUACACACUGCAACAUCGAUUAAUAUUAAAUGUAAUUACGUCAAAAUUGCUAUACAGUAUAAUAUAGUUUAUCUUCUUAAAAAAACAAAUUUUCCAAUGGCAAAAUGAUGAACUUUGUAAUACGCUGUGCUUACAGUUACUCUUGGCAAAUGUUAUUUUCUUUCAUCUAUUUUUGUUGCGGGGAAAUGUUGGUGACUGUUUGUUUUUUAGGGACUUUCCAGGACGUGCGCCUGUUACGCAACAGUAGCUUUGUUUACGUCAGAAGCAUAGAAACAUUAAAAGGUUUAGUGAAAUUUUGCACGUUUUUCGUAAACUGCAAAUAAAAAUGGAAUACGUGGAAAAUUUUACGGAAGAAAUAUCGAGAGAGGCUGAAAACAUUCUGCAUAAUGUUUUUCCAGAAAAAGUGGCGCAAUUAGACAGGUUGCUCCGUGAUCCGCGGUUUAGCUUGAAGAAAUUGGACGAAAUACGAAGAGUCAGUCGAAAUACGCUUAAAGCAAAUUCUGCUAAAAAUUCAGAUUCUUCUGCUUCGCAUCCUGAAAAGUUAAAUCAAGUGGGAGUCAACACAGUAAUUGCAGAAACCAUGGAUUUGUUGCGCCAGGAAAUCACAUCCGUAAUGGAGUCCUGCAAUACUUUGCGACUUUGGGUGACGCUGAUGCUUCCAAAAAUAGAAGAUGGAAAUAAUUUCGGGGUAUCUGUUCAAGAAGAAACGUUGGGUGAAAUAAAAGGAGUUGAGUCCGAAGCAACGUCGUAUUUUGGGCAGAUAACUACCUACUUUCUCGCGAGAGCAAAGAUUUGUGCAAAGCUGUCUAAGCACCCAAACAUUUACGAUUACCAUCGGUACAUCGUUGAGGACGACGAAAAAACGUUCGUUUCACUUCGGCUGAUGGUUGCAGAACUCCGAAACGCGUAUUCUUCGCUGCAUGAUUUAAUUUUGAAAAAUUUCGACAAAAUAAGAAAACCACGAAGUUCAUCUUCGAGCUACAAUUCAAUGUAUUGAUACAUUGGUUUACUUUUAAAUACAAAAAUCAUAUAUUACUGUAACGCUUACAUAUACCUUUUUGUGGCUAAGCUCUCUUUUCUAGCCAUGUGAAGAAAAAAAGGUGAUUCCCCGGCGCAAGUAUUUACCACGUGAUAUUGCGUCAAAUUUUCAUCAUAAAUCACGCAAUUAAAAACUGUUUUACAAAAUUUCUAGAGUAUUAGCAGAAGAAAAAAUGGCGUUAACUGCCGAGACAUUAAAAGAUAAACUGACAAAGGAGCUGAGUGCAGAAUACGUGGAUGUAAAGGACAUUUCUCCCGACAUGUGUGGAACCAGUUUCCAUGCUGUUGUUGUUUCGCCCCAGUUUGUGGGUAAAGCUCGCUUGCAACAGCAGCGAAUGGUUAACAAUGCACUUGCUGAGGAGAUGCCAUCAAUCCACGCUUUUACACAAAAGACAUACACACCAGAAGCAUGGAAAAAGGCAAACUCUACGGACUGAUUAUAUUUCUGAGUUAAUUUAAACAAUAUUUGUUUGACCAUUAUAAACGUUCAGAUUUCCUAUAAUUUUUUUUGCGUUAUAAGGCCCAUUAUUGUGCAAUGCAUAAGGCCUGCUUUCUGCACAGUUUUUACCAGACUGAUUAGUUGUCAGUCUUGUCACUUUUAGAAUAUGAAUAAAGUCUGCAUGGUUGGAAGUGGAAUAAUUCUCUUCAGAUUAGUAACUCCAUGUUUUUAUAAUCACAAAAAGCUAUUGAGUUAGUACAUGUACAUGAUAACAUUUUAUAAAGAAAUUUAACCUAAAACGUUGGAAUUGAAGGCAUAUUAUUCAAACUAUUUAUAUCUAUUUAUGACAAAUUUAAUUUCUGAAUUCUGAUUAUAAGGUUUUGUUUGAUUAUGAUAUGCUUGUGGAGUAA